Myotis davidii is the source of this 996-nucleotide messenger RNA. RefSeq names its product olfactory receptor 51T1. The coding region runs from base 19 to 996 and encodes 325 amino acids. The record is from RefSeq and is a predicted model, not a curated record. Gene Ontology annotation, biological process: G protein-coupled receptor signaling pathway. Gene Ontology annotation, cellular component: membrane. Lineage: Eukaryota; Metazoa; Chordata; Mammalia; Chiroptera; Vespertilionidae. The transcript has a single exon. Gene Ontology annotation, molecular function: G protein-coupled receptor activity; olfactory receptor activity.
GUGCAUCCUCAACCCACCAUGGUAACUGUCAAUAACACCACAUCAUCCUCUUCAAACUUCCUCCUCACUGCGUUCCCUGGGAUGGAAGUGGCUCACAUCUGGAUCUCUAUCCCAGUCUGCUGCCUGUACACCAUUGCCUUCUUGGGAAACAGCGUGAUCCUUUUUGUCAUCAUUGCUGAGCCGAGUCUCCACAAGCCCAUGUACUGUUUCCUCUCCAUGCUGUCAGUUGUUGAUCUAGGUCUGACCAUUUCCACCCUUCCCACUGUGCUUGGGGUUCUCUGGUUUCAUUCCUGGGAGAUCAGCUUUAAAGCUUGCCGCAUCCAAAUGCUCUUUGUACAUGGCUUCUCUCUCUUGGAGUCCUCGGUGCUGGCAGCCAUGGCCUUUGACCGCUUCAUGGCCAUCUGUUACCCACUGAAGUAUGCCACUGUCCUCACACACAGGAUGAUCUUGGUGAUUGGACUGGUCAUCUGCCUACGACAAGUGAUUUUCCUCUUUUCCAUGGCUCUAGCCUUGAAGAAUGUUUCUUUCCACGGAGGCCAGGAGCUUUCCCACCCAUUUUGCUACCACCCAGAUGUGAUCAAAUACUCAUAUUCCAACCCCUGGAUCAGCAGCUUUCUGGGCAUGUUUCUUCAGCUCUACCUGUGUGGCACCGAUUUAUUGUUCAUUCUUUUCUCUUAUGCCCUAAUUCUCCGUACCGUCCUGAACAUUGUAGCUCCCAAGAAGCAACAAAAAGCUCUCAGCACUUGUGUGGGUCACCUCUGUGCUGUCACUGUUUUUUACGCGCCAAUGAUCAGUCUGUCCUUUACACACCGCCUUCUCAACUCCACCCCUAAGGUGGUCUGUAGCAUUUUGGCCAAUGUGUACCUGCUCUUACCACCUGUCCUGAACCCUGUAAUUUAUAGCUUGAAGACCAAGGCCAUCCGCCAGGCUGUGCUCCGGCUGCUCCAAUCUAAAGGUUCUCGGGGUCCCAAUGUGAGGAGUCUUACAGGGGGGUAG